GAGGAUAAGAAGUUCUACAGUGCUUAGUGCUUCGAAUGGAUAUGGCUUAUCAGCUCCCCACAGAAGAAGUAGCCCGUCUAUAAGUUAGCGUUGGUCGAGGUUUUGUGGCUGCCAUUAGUGACGCGGGGAAGUGGAUGGAAAGAUAUGGACCCCAGCCAUAUUCCACACCCUCCCCCAAAUAUGCGAACCCGAUGGACUACUCCAAUUUGUUUUCUCCUCAUACUCGGAAGACCGGUAAACGCACAGCUGAGUAUGAAACUAUCAUUGUCACAACUUCAUUUCUUCCUUGUAUAGUUUCGCAAUGUCUCCUCCCCGUAAACGCGUGAGGAGAACUUUCUCAGCAUGCUGGACAUGCCGUCGGCGACGAGUUAGAUGCGACGGCGUUGUGCCGGGAUGCACGCCAUGUCGGAAGCACAGCGUGGCAUGCGAGGGAUACAGCGUCGAAUUGGUUUGGGUCGACCCUUCCACAGGGAAAUAUCCGCCUUUAUCUCGACGGUCACUUGACUCAGCUCAUACGUGGGAUGGCUGGCCAAUCCUGGAUGACGAGCAGCUAGAAAGGCUGAUCGAUGGAGAUAUUAACGGUAGCGGAACGCAGAUAGGCCAGCUUGAGGCGAAUCCCUUUACGGUAUUUGAGACCUCCAAUAACCACACAAGUCCUAAAAACUCCCCAUACGAAGACCUCGUUCAACCGCAUCAUCGUGUCAACAGAAGAGAUAUCCAUGAGGAGUCAGAAUUGUCAGAAAAAUCAGAUUGUGCUCUCUUCGACGAAGGCGUAUAUGUUGGCAAUUUCCCAUUCGACGAAUUAACAUGCUUGGAACCUUUUUCUGACACCGUGGAUCUUCAUCGGCAUUCAUCGAUUACCCUUGAUUCGCCCAUAUUAUUGGACACAUUGGACUGUCUCCCGGAUCUGUACGCACGUUGUGAGGAAGAACUCGCAAAUUUGGGUAAUGAAAUACGAGAUGUAACGGACAGCAUCGCGGCUUUGCCUAAGAAAAGUCAAGUACCCCGCUCAAUUUUGCCGAUACCGAAUACUUUCCGGUCGAACUCAGACGACGCUGCAGUAUUCUAUCAUUAUAUGACUUGGGUGGCGCGCGCCGCUGAUGGUUCCGGUUGAUGAUGCGGACAACCCGUGGAAAUCAGUGUAUCCGUCCACAGCUUUACAGGAUACAUCACCGGCGUCUUGCGCUCUAUACCAUGCGAUAUUGGCGCAGGCAGCCUUCAAUCUAGCAAAUUUAUAUGGCGAUACGAAUGACGAUGGUCCAAAGAA
Trichoderma harzianum CBS 226.95 is the source of this 1267-nucleotide messenger RNA. RefSeq lists its product as hypothetical. The record is from RefSeq and is a predicted model, not a curated record. The transcript has 2 exons. Gene Ontology annotation, molecular function: DNA-binding transcription factor activity, RNA polymerase II-specific; zinc ion binding. Gene Ontology annotation, cellular component: nucleus. Gene Ontology annotation, biological process: positive regulation of transcription by RNA polymerase II. NCBI's taxonomy places the organism in Eukaryota, Fungi, Ascomycota, Sordariomycetes, Hypocreales, Hypocreaceae. Bases 302 to 1114 code for a protein of 270 amino acids.